AUGGACUGGAUUCGAGGACCAACCCUCGGCAGUGGAAGCUUCUCCACCGUCAGUUUAGCGACACCCAAGAACCCUUCCCUUCCGUUCUACAUUCCGGUUGCCGUUAAGUCCUCCGAUCGCUUCACCUCCUUCCUCCUCGUUAACGAGGAACACGUCCUUAACCGCCUCGGUUCUUCUUGUCCUCGAAUCGUUAAGUGCUUGGGCCACGACACCACCGUCGAAAACGGUGAGUCGUUUUACAACAUCUUCCUCGAAUACGCUUCCAACGGCACGCUCGCUGAUCAGAUGAAGAAGAAUCAAGGUGGGAGGUUCGAUGAGAAACAAGUAAGAAGGUACGCGAGGUCCGUCAUGGAAGGGUUGAAGCACAUUCACGAGAAUGGGUUCGUUCACUGCGAUAUUAAGCUUCAAAACAUGCUUGUGUUCGAAGAUGGCAAGGUGAAGAUCUCGGAUUUCGGGCUCGCGAAAGAGAAAGGUGCGACAGUGCAGUGUGGAGACAAGAAGUGGGAGUGCAGGGGAACGCCUCUCUACAUGUCCCCUGAGUCGGUGAAUGAUAACGAGUAUGAGUCUCCGGCAGAUAUAUGGGCCCUUGGAUGCGCCGCCUUGGAGAUGCUCACCGGAAAGCCAGCGUGGAAUGUUAAGACUGGGUCCAACAUGUGGUCGCUGCUAAUUCGGAUUGGAGUCGGUGAAGAAAUUCCGGUGAUUCCGGAGGACUUGUCCGAACAGGGGAAGGACUUUUUGAGAAAGUGUUUCGUUAAGGAUCCCAGGGAGAGGUGGACGGCGGAGAUGCUCCUCAACCACCCGUUUCUCGCCGGUGAAGACAGCCAUGAUGCUUUGAUCCAUAAGGAAAUCUCGCCCAGAAGUAACUUUGACUUUCCUGAUUGGGAUUCCAGUUCCACGGUGACUGAUUCUGCUGUCACCACUGUUUCGUCGCCGGAGGAUUGGUUACCACGGCUGGUGACGGAGCAAGGGUCGCCGGAUUGGUUAGAAUCGGAGGGCUGGAUAAGUGUUCGGAGAAGAGUUAUCUUGGAAGCUUCUUUAGCAGUGGGAUCAUAA
Messenger RNA from Arachis stenosperma, 1053 nucleotides. Its product is annotated as mitogen-activated protein kinase kinase kinase 20-like. Gene Ontology annotation, biological process: protein phosphorylation. The transcript has a single exon. Gene Ontology annotation, molecular function: protein kinase activity; ATP binding. Bases 1 to 1053 code for a protein of 350 amino acids. The record is from RefSeq and is a predicted model, not a curated record. Lineage: Eukaryota; Viridiplantae; Streptophyta; Magnoliopsida; Fabales; Fabaceae.